AUUUUGGAUAUGCCCAGACGAGAGAUGACCUGGUAUAAACAGCUUGGCUUCACGUUCCACUGAAGAAUAUCUAGAGCUCAGUUGAAGGCAAAGUGUCCAAGUUGCAGCCAAAGGUGCUUGAGAAGACAGUCAGCAGAGGAGAACGAUGAUAAUACAACCAGGCUUUCUGGUGGUACUACUCUGGGUGUGCCUGCUGCACCCCUGCUUAACAGCAAUGGUAUUCAGCAGGACUACGGACCAGCAGCCCAAAAGUUUUGCUGCACGUGGAAUAGGGAAUGAAGGAAAAGCUCUGCACCGCCAGAAGCGAGGCUGGAUGUGGAACCAGUUCUUCUUGCUGGAGGAAUAUACCGGCUCAGAUAACCAAUAUGUAGGCAAGCUUCACUCUGACCAGGACAAAGGAGAUGGGUCCCUCAAGUACAUUUUGUCAGGAGACGGAGCUGGCACUCUUUUUGUUAUUGAUGAGAGAACAGGCGACAUUCAUGCCACACGAAGAAUUGACAGGGAAGAGAAAGCUUACUACACCCUACGUGCCCAGGCUAUUAACAGGAGAACACUCAGGCCGGUGGAGCCUGAAUCAGAGUUUGUCAUCAAAAUCCAUGACAUCAAUGACAAUGAACCAACGUUUCCCGAAGAAGUUUACACCGCAAGUGUUCCUGAAAUGUCAGUUGUUGGUACUUCUGUUGUGCAAGUUACAGCCACCGAUGCGGAUGACCCUUCCUAUGGCAAUAGUGCCAGAAUCAUCUAUAGCAUACUUCAAGGCCAACCAUAUUUCUCCGUGGAGCCAGAAACAGGCAUCAUCAGGACAGCUCUACCAAACAUGAACAGGGAAAACCGAGAGCAGUACCAAGUUGUCAUUCAGGCAAAAGACAUGGGAGGCCAGAUGGGUGGAUUAUCGGGGACCACGACAGUCAACAUCACCCUGACUGAUGUCAACGACAAUCCGCCUCGAUUCCCCCAGAGCUCAGUCCACCUUCGUAUCCCAGAAUCCUCCCCGGUUGGCACUGCCAUUGGAACCAUAAAAGCCUCUGAUGCAGACAUUGGGAGGAAUGCAGAACUUGAAUACCGCAUUACUGAUGGUGAUGGAAGGGAUAUGUUUGACAUUGUUACACAGAAGGAUACACAGGAAGGAGUUAUAACUGUGCGAAAGCCACUGGACUAUGAGAAUCGAAGGCUUUAUACUUUGAAAGUAGAGGCAGAGAAUCUAUAUGUCGACCCACGAUUUUAUUACCUCGGACCUUUCAAAGAUACGACCACUGUGAAAAUAUCAGUGGAAGAUGUGGAUGAGCCCCCCAUUUUCAGCAGAUCCUCUUACCUUUUUGAGAUCCACGAAGAUAUUGAGGUGGGCACAAUCAUAGGCACCGUGAUGGCCCGAGAUCCAGAUUCUGCUGCAGGUCCUAUCAGGUUUUCUUUGGAUCGCCACACUGACCUUGACAGAAUCUUCAACAUACAUUCUGGAAAUGGAUCUAUUUAUACUUCCAAGAUGCUUGACCGAGAAAUAUCACAGUGGCACAAUCUUAGUGUGAUAGCAGCUGAAAUCAAUAACCCCAAAGAGAUGACUCGUGUUUCUGUUUACGUUCGGAUAUUGGAUGUGAACGACAACGCACCACAGUUUGCUGUGUUCUAUGAUACUUUUGUGUGUGAAAAUGCGAGAGCGGGCCAACUAAUACAAACCAUAAGUGCAGUUGACAAAGAUGAUCCCCUCGGAGGACAAAAGUUUUUCUUCAGUUUAGCUGCUGUUAAUCCAAAUUUCACAGUCCAGGACAAUGAAGAUAACACUGCCCGGAUUUUGACGAGAAGGAAUGGCUUUAGCCGGCACGAAAUCAGUACUUACCUUCUGCCAGUGGUGAUAUCCGACAAUGACUACCCCAUCCAAAGCAGCACCGGCACACUGACUAUCCGGGUGUGCGCCUGUGACAGCCGGGGGAACAUGCAGUCUUGCAAUGCCGAAGCUUUGCUCCUUCCAGCAGGUCUUAGCACAGGAGCGCUCAUUGCCAUUCUGCUCUGCAUCAUUAUUCUCCUGGUUAUAGUGGUGCUGUUUGCUGCUCUAAAGAGGCAGCGAAAGAAAGAGCCUCUGAUCUUGUCUAAAGAAGAUAUCAGAGACAACAUUGUGAGUUAUAAUGAUGAAGGUGGUGGAGAAGAAGACACACAGGCUUUUGAUAUUGGCACACUGAGGAAUCCUGCGGCUAUGGAAGAUAAGAAGCUACGCCGAGAUAUCAUCCCGGAAACAUUAUUUAUACCACGGAGGACUCCUUCUGCCCCAGAUAACACGGAUGUCCGGGAUUUCAUUAACCAAAGGUUGAAAGAGCAUGAUAACGACCCCUCUGCGCCACCGUACGAUUCCCUGGCAACUUACGCCUAUGAAGGAAAUGAUUCUAUAGCUGAAUCCUUGAGUUCUUUAGAGUCUGGCACUACUGAGGGAGACCAAAACUAUGAUUACCUCAAGGAAUGGGGGCCUCGGUUUAAUAAGCUUGCUGAGAUGUAUGGUGGAGGCGAAAGCGAUAAAGACACUUCCUAACCGAUCGUAGGAUAUACAGUUUUUGUUCAUUUGAAAGGAAGUAACUUUACAGACACCUUCUCCACGUGACAAUAUUUGAUGUUCAGGAACGUUUUCCUGCCACUCAGCACAAUGGGUUUUUUUCCCCCUUUCCUUUCUUUCUCGUUUCGUUUCGAAUUUGCUCAUUAAUGUCCUUUAUUCUUUCUUGUAGAAUGUCACAUGGAAUAUAUACAACAUUUUAUUUAACCCCUUUCCAAAAGCCAAAGCUAUUGAAAUUCAGUGUGGUCCAAUUUAUGAAAUAAAGGAUACACUACCUUUGUGCAGGUUUAUAAUCUCCCAAGCAACCAUAGAUUUGAGUUGCUUCUGUUAAAUACAUGUUCUACACUUGCAAAUACAGCUUUUUUUAAAGACCCAGACGGUGAUCCGCAGAGAGUCAUGAAUGCACGUUCAACAUGCACUCCCAUGUUUUUCCUUAGAAAUUCAUUUCUUUUUCAGGAACUGCCCACACAAGACCCCUGAAGAGCUUUCCAAAAUCUUGCAUAGAGAGCAUUCUCCCCAGAAUCUACAUGACU
Molecule: messenger RNA, 3066 nt
Organism: Lacerta agilis (Sand lizard)
Lineage: Eukaryota; Metazoa; Chordata; Lepidosauria; Squamata; Lacertidae
Gene: CDH10
Product: cadherin 10
Exons: 11
Coding region: 146-2515 (789 amino acids)
Biological process (GO): calcium-dependent cell-cell adhesion; cell morphogenesis; cell-cell junction assembly
Cellular component (GO): adherens junction; catenin complex; plasma membrane
Molecular function (GO): cadherin binding; calcium ion binding
Source: RefSeq, a predicted model, not a curated record